Molecule: messenger RNA, 1107 nt
Organism: Capronia coronata CBS 617.96
Lineage: Eukaryota; Fungi; Ascomycota; Eurotiomycetes; Chaetothyriales; Herpotrichiellaceae
Exons: 1
Coding region: 1-1107 (368 amino acids)
Source: RefSeq, a predicted model, not a curated record
AUGGUUGCCAAUGCCAAUAUCACCAUGGACGACCCAAAGGUCAAGACGGUUCACUGCGCUGGGAGUCCAUUUGAGAUUGGCUUUACGCACGGCAGCUCGGCGUCAGCAGAGGUUCAUCAAAAUGUUGCAACUUACACCAUGUUCUUCCGAGAAACGGCCAAACUGACGUGGGCACAAGCACGAGAACGAGCCAUCUCACGGUUCUUACCGACAAUCAAGAUGCAAUGGCCCGAGAUUGUGGAGGAAAUGCAAGGCAUUGCAGAAGGUGCCGGAGGUGGCCUGACCCUGGACGACAUUGUCACUCUCAAUGUCCGGACUGAGAUCGCCUUCACAAACUACACCGAUGGUUGUACGUCGAUCGGUCAAGCCGCCGAAGGAGGGAAGAUGUUCCUGGCGCAGAAUUGGGACAUGAUCCCCGAGCUCCAGCAAGGAAUGGUCUUCCUCCACAUUGCACCUGCUGGGUCACCAAUUGUCUUGAGAUUCAACGGUGAAGCCGGGAUAGUGGGCAAGAUAGGAAUGAACAGCGCCGGGUUCGGGCUGUGCAUGAACGCUCUUCGGUCCGCAGCUCUGAACCCGAAUAACAUGCCCGUACAUGUCAUGUCCCGGCGCCUCCUGCAGUACGCGACAAGCUACGACGACGCCAUUGCGAUUAUUGAAAAAUUCGGCGUCGCCAGCUCCAUCAACUAUUUGCUUGCGGACAAGAAUGGCAAGCAUGGUGACCUGGAAUGCUCGCCGGUGGGCAAGUUUCUCAUCGUGCCUCAGAAAGGCUAUGUCGCCCACAGCAACCACUUCUACGGGCCAGGCCGUCCAAGCACACUGAUUGACCAUCCUGCUGCCGACUCACUCACGCGACUCGCGCGGCUCCAGGAGCUUACCGAACAGGAUAUGCGCCAGGGACUGCCUACGACUUUCGACUCUCUCCGGGCUAGGUUCUCAGAUGAGCAGAGCACGCCACCCGCGAUUUGCAGGGCUGUCCCUCCUGGAGCGGUGGGAAUUGACCGGAUCAUCACGCUGAGUACCAUAAUCAUGGAAUUGACAAGCUGCACCGCCAAAGUCACGAUCGGCAGGCCCUGUGACGACCUUCCUGUUGUGAACUGGUCUUUCUAA